GCAACCGGCGCUUUUGUUGCAGUCGGCGACCAGAUCACAACAAUCGACCAUGCCGUCUGGUGAAAUUUAGGACAUCCGACGGGGGCGCAGAUUCUGUCGUGACCAAAAUAGGUUUUUCCACGACAAAUUUUCCAUCAUAACUUGCAGGAGUAAAAAGGUGGAUGUCUGCCUUCAAACUAGGCAUCGUCCGACUCGGUCGCGCAGCGGGAAAGAUGAAAUACUCACUCCUGGAUGAGCAAGACAUUUCUCUUGUGGAACGUUAUGCAUUUGAGGCUCGUGUUGAUGUAUGUAAGGACGGUAACGGUGCUAGUGUCUUUGCCUACACCUACGAUGUUCAGAAAGGACGCAAUUCGGGCUGCUAUCUUCAUGAUCUUCUGUGGGAAAGGCAUCACGGGCCCAUACCAGCGGGGCUUCGGGUCAAACACAAGAAUGGGGUAUCUGUAGAUAAUCGUUUAGACAACCUUCAGCUGACUGUCAUUAAUCCAUCUUCAAAUUCCUCCACGGAGGAACGACACAGGGUCCUUAGGGGUGCAGAGCUGCAGGAACACAGCCUUUACUGGAUAGCAAUACAACAACUUCCCACAGAUUCCUUUGAAGAGGUUCCGUCGGUGCUGCACCAUUAUUUCAAUGCCAACGGUGAGAUUAUUGAGGGUGAGGAUGAAAGCACCACAUACUUUGAGUGCCAUUACCCGCCAUGCACAAAAAUAGAAUCCGAGCUGCGGGAAUUCAGCAUCUGCGGUCGCUGCCAAGAAGUGCGCUACUGCGGAACGACAUGCCAACAGAGAGACUGGACACUUCACAAGAAGCGCUGCCGAGAACGAAAGAAAUCGAAACCCUACGAGCGACCCCCAGAUCGCUAACGAUGCACACUGCUCAGAGAUGUAAUAUAAUUUGCCAUAUGGUCCGUGCUCAUUUUUUGGAUUUUACAAGUUAACACCACGGGGUCAACUCCAUCAGCAUGUUUGCUUGAAAGCUGUCUAAGGCCGAGUCCGAAAUGGGCUUCCAGUGCUACGGCUACGUCUGUUGUCAGUGCGUCCCUGCGUAUUUUCAGUGGGCCUAGACAUAGCUCUAGACAGCUGAUUCGGAUGCAGCCUUAACCCUAACUCCGUAGAGGGUGUGCAAAAUCAUAUUGAAAUUGGAGGAUUCAGGACUGUUACGGCUAUUCUUACAAAAUCGUAUACACUUGGCAGUAAACCACUAACACAUUCUUUGUUUUGUACUUCAAGGACACAAACGUUGGUGUUCAUGUGUGUAGAUAGAGGGCUGCACGUCAUGAAUCCAUCAAAUACUUGAUCAGGUGCUAGAUUUGGAUGGAUUUUUUGGCGCAUUCAAUAACUGCAAAUGUGAAAAAAGUGAUUCUGUUAACCAGUUCGUGCCGGAGCCAUAAUAACACACACUGGCUGUUUUUGUGCCCAGGCACGGCUGACGGAUUAAUAAGACUUCAACAUUGCCUCAACUCGCCUCUGGGUGACUUCUAAACACACUAAUCCCUUGUGCCUUUUGUACACACACACACACAUAGUCCGUGUUGUCUGUGGAGGCGGACCGUGUGCUGACCGUUGUGGGCCCCUUGUGCACUGCCUAUUGUUUGUACAAUUUACGCUCCAGUGCACACCCCGCAGCAUUGAAACAUAUGAGGUUUUGGCAAGAAAUAUUGUACAAAUACUGUUGAAAUCAGUCUUGCAAAUCAAUAUAUGUGGCGUUUGCCUGUAUAUCAGAAGUUGGCUGGGAAAUUUUGCCUUUUGAAAAUCGGCAAAAAUAAACCCGGCGCGAAGUGGUUAAAGAGAACAUUUUGGAAAGGUAAUCAGAAAUUGUGUUAGGCCCGUCUCAAUUCGUAUCAGGACGAGUUCUGGACAAACUGCGGGUAGAAUCGUUCACUUUGUCCCCAAAAAGCUCUGCAUUUGUCCUGGAUAUGUCCCAGGGAAAUGUUCAUAAGCAACUGCUUGACCCGCCAAUACCGAUUACUUCAUUGCGGGAAGAUUGCGGGGAAGUUGUUCAGAAUCCUGCAUAUGCAACUUGUACCUGUUACAAUGUCUGCAACUUGUCAGGAACUCAUCCCGGAUAUGAAUUGAGAGGGGCCCUUACAUGGCAGUGAAAUACUAAGAAAGCGUGCGGUAAAAAAUCUCAUCAAAAAUGCUUAGGUGUUACACAUUACAGCUGUUUUUGGUUGUGAGUUUCUCAUGGUAUAGGCUUCAGUUCCAGCUGGUUUGGAAUUGGAGUCACGGCCACUUGUGGAAUUCAUUCCGAAAGUUGACCCUCAAAGCAACCUUUUACACCUAUUCCAGAGAAAAGAUUAAAAGUCAGAUCCAAAAAUAAAAUCCAAAUGAAAAAUUGGGAGACAGCUAUCAUAGGGCUGGAAAGAUGGAGUGCUUGACAGCAUUCCAAAUGUUGCAAGUUAAAGUUGAGUAUCAAAAAUGAGUAUCACCCCUACUGUUACCUACAGUACCAUAACGCUCCUCUUGACACAAUCCAACAACAUGUGGGACAAUCCUCAUGCUCCAUUUGCCAAUUGAUCAGGAUAUUGUUAGAUUUUUAUAGUUGAUUUGUUAUUUGAAGUACAACAGUAUUCACUUGUCUGUGAUAAGUUUCCAUAUCUUAAAUAUAAUAUCCUUGGGGUAUGCAAGUCCUAUUUAUAAUGUACAUGUUCCACUUUUUUAUCUUGAACAGUUGCCUAAAGUUUGAAUACCUUUGUACGGUGAGGAACUAUCACUGCCUGUUUGUAUUAUUGUGCUUACUUAAACAAGGGUCUUCAUUACAAGUGUAGUUGAAUACACGUCUGGAUUUCAUCUUGUAUACACAUGGAUUGCCAUAUACAUGUACACGGAUUCUCCAAACAAGUUGGGUGGGUUGGUGUAAGCUGGAACACAUGUUGCAGUUGUGUCCGCACAAUGGAGUCUUUAAGUCAGUCAGAAGCCAUACGCAAGUCAGUCACAAGUCACUUCAUAAAGACACUAGCUGGUCACAACUCCAGCCACCGUCAGUCACAAGUUGAUCAUAAGCAUGGAGCUAUAUUAAAUUGCUAGAGCGCUAACUCCUCAUUCUUACGUGCGGAGAUACUUUGAAGCUGUCCUGAACGCAGACACUUUGAAUUCAUGUGCGUGUUUGUAGAACAAAAUGAAAUUAGAUGGAGUGAAUUUUUGAAAGUGCACUCUAAAUGCAAUGCCCAAAAAACAACAUAUGCAAGCAACUUAAGCGUGUCAUGAUGGUUAAAAAAUUUCACAGCAAAAAUCAUCUUCAGCGGAUAUGCGCACGCGUUUGUGUUGUUUGUGCAGAGCAAAACCUAAAUGCUCAUUUACUGAUUAAGCGUUUCGGUGUUGCGCAUAUCGGCUUCGAUAAUGCACCUGUAUAGAAUACAAAUGCAGAAAUACAAACGGAAGCCGUACAAAUUUUUGAGUUUUCCAUAGGUUUGUGCACAAACAUGGAUGCGCCAAGCAGGCAUCACUUUGUACAUCGAGUCAGCGCUCGAGUAAUUUAAUAUAGCUCCAUGGUCGUAAGUCAGUCACAUGUUGGUCACAAGUCAAUCUUAAGUCAACCACAUUAAUCACUAAAGUCAAGAGAUAGCUGGUGAGAUGAACUUCAACAGGAAUUCCCUUUUCACUGCCAAUAUGAUGUGUUAGCGAACCUACUUGUAAUUUGGUUUGACGACAACUCUGUAUUAAAUGUGACCUGUUCUGUCAAAAGCUGCAGAGGUUGAAAUUGAGAUAGGGCCAAAAAACGCUGUGGGGGUGAUUUUUUUUCCAUUUUCUAUAUUUUGCAUAUUUGUAAUCCUGAGC
Molecule: messenger RNA, 3773 nt
Organism: Patiria miniata (bat star)
Lineage: Eukaryota; Metazoa; Echinodermata; Asteroidea; Valvatida; Asterinidae
Product: zinc finger MYND domain-containing protein 19-like
Exons: 6
Coding region: 162-860 (232 amino acids)
Source: RefSeq, a predicted model, not a curated record